AUGGAAGAAAAAAAAUAUAGAAAAUUUACUUAAUUGAAGAAGUCUUUACAUGUUCUUGGUUUUAUUGGAUAAAAGGGAUUUGGAUGUUUUCAAAUUUGUGUUGGAAAUGUAAAUUAAUAUGUAUUUGCUUACUAUUAUUUAAAGCUAAUUGAAGAAGCCAUUAAGUUCUAUUAGAAUCAAUAAUUAUUAAUAAUUAUGGACAACUGUCCUAUUCAUCAUAGCAAUUAUAGAAAAAGUAAAAUUUUUAGUCAAUUUAAUGUUCUGUUUUUGCCAUCAUAUUCACCAUAAUUAAAUCCUAUGGAGGGGAGUUUGGAAUAUCUUAAAAUAAACAAUAUAUAAAUAUUAGCCAGAAAGUUAACACAACAAUGA
Molecule: messenger RNA, 369 nt
Organism: Paramecium pentaurelia
Lineage: Eukaryota; Ciliophora; Oligohymenophorea; Peniculida; Parameciidae
Source: the annotation of a GenBank genome assembly